UAUCAAACAGGAAACGCUCCCAAAAGGACAGACAACAGUUUAGUUGGAAGUCAAGUUAGCACUGCGGAGACUUCCAGUUAUAGCAUAUGAGUAGCAGCUCUUCGGCCGAAAGAGGUGUUAUUAAUACGUAACCUAGCCUGGGACUUACACCGGCUCCGAGAAGCUGUUAAACCACUAGAUACAGUGCAGCAGUGGUUAGUAUCCACGGUGCUGGGUCAGGACAGCAGGGCCAGGAGCUAGCGGCUGUAGCCUCGGCGGGACCACACUGGCCGGGCAGACAUGGACAAGGGAGACUUCCUGAAGGGACUGCCCGUCUACAACAAAAACAACUUCAGCAGGUUCCAUGCAGACUCUGUAUGUAAAGCAUCCAAUCGCCGACCGUCUGUGUAUCUUCCCACACGAGACUAUCCAUCAGAACAGAUUAUUGUCACAGAAAAGACAAACAUCCUGCUGCGGUAUCUACAUCAACAGUGGGAUAAAAAGAAUGCAGGAAAAAAGCGAGAACAGGAACCAGAAGGGGAAAACACGGCGCCUCCACGAAAGAUUGCCAGAACAGACAGUCGGGAGCGGAAUGAGGAUUCAUAACUUCGUUGACUGUUGACGCUUUCCAACUAGAGACUGAUAUCCUCGAACAAAACACAGACAGGGAUGCAAACCUGCGCUGUGACGAUGGAGCACAGGAUUCAGGAUAUUUCAGACCACAGCUGUCACAAUAGUAAACAGUAAACAUCAGAUUUCUUCUCAAACCAAAACAGCUUUCAUGAAACAUAAUUUUUUUUUUUUCCUAUAAACCGCCACCAUCUAGAGUUGAAGUGUUGAAAAUGCUCUAAAUCUACCUCCUCAGUUUAUGAUUCAUUUGGUUAUAUUCACGUAUGCUCACAACUUUUUUUUUUUUUUUAAUUCCUGAAAUGCGGGUGUGAAGUAAUUACUCAUCUACUGCCAGUUAAGAGUUUACACUGCAUUGUUAUUACACAGUGUUUGAAAUAAUGCAUGUUUUGUAGCAUGCCAUCUUAAGUUUUUCUCUUAAUCUUAUGAGGUUUUUUCAGUUUUGGAUCACAUAUAGUAAGAGUUGUUCUUUUUAAAAUGUUAUUUUGGUUUCAUUUUAUGUGAGUGCUGGCAUUAUACUGGUGAACUAGGAAAAACAUAGUUCUGUUCGGGGUAGAAACCGAGUUAUGAUGCAGGACUUCAUCAAGGGCUGUGCCACAUAAAAGAUAAGGUUGCUUAAGGAAAUGCUUUGUUUUAUUCAUGAUGAAUAAUGGUUUAUUGCCUUAAAUGGAAUCAAGUCUGUUGUACCUUUUUAUUUAAAGACAGAAAUCAACCAUUCUUGAGUCAAAGGUACAUAAUCAUACUAAGUAAUGCAAAAGUACAAAAGUACUUGGAAGUAAUGCAAAAGUACAUUGAUGGCUGAAUGGUUUAAUGCUCAUUAUUUUGAAACUCCAUAAGCCGUUCUUGUAUUUUUUUUAUACUAACAAAGUACACAUUAUUUCAAGGAAUAUUUGAAGUCUAGAUGCGUGUGAAGUCAUAUGUUAGCAAGGCUAAUAUGUAGGCUGCUUGAGAAGUUUUGCCAGUCACAUUUUCUUACAUAGGAGGUUAAUUUGAGUAAUUUCAGAAGGAUAAAUAUUUUUGACUAACAUACUUAAAAUAGAUGGCCAUGUAUACCAUGCGUUUACUGCAUGUUGAGUGUCGAGCUCACUUUUAGAAUGCACAGUAUUUGUCCUGGAAGUUUGCAGGGCUUUCACUUCUCACGACGGCCACAUUUUUUCAAGUUGUUCAGACAAAUUUUCCGCUGUCCCGGAAGAAUCGGCCCACGUUUGGUCAGAACUGCGGUAUAUGUGCAGAGGAUGCGGAAAAAAAUGAACAGUUAAAAGACCAGACAGUUCAUGCUCAGUUGUUAACGGCUGCUUUUCAAGGUUGUGUUUACUUGAGCUGUUUAUGCAGGAGUGUAAACUCAGUGUAAGUUUCUCAAGUAAAACUGAGCUAUUUUUAUUUUUCCCAGCUCUUCAAAGAAAAGUUUGAUUUCUACCUUUGACACAUGACUCUGUUUGGAAUGUGUUUGUUUGCUUUGAAUUUAUUGUAUAAAUCUUUUGCCAUUUAAAGAUCUUUACUUGUGUGUGUAUAUUACAGUAAGUGUUACAGUAAAGCCUUUGACUUGGCAAACGGUCACAUCUCUGGGUAAAAUUCAACAUAA
This is a messenger RNA of Cololabis saira (Pacific saury), 2188 nucleotides long. Its product is annotated as DET1- and DDB1-associated protein 1-like. The transcript is spliced from 5 exons. Gene Ontology annotation, cellular component: Cul4-RING E3 ubiquitin ligase complex. Gene Ontology annotation, biological process: positive regulation of proteasomal ubiquitin-dependent protein catabolic process. NCBI's taxonomy places the organism in Eukaryota, Metazoa, Chordata, Actinopteri, Beloniformes, Belonidae. The record is from RefSeq and is a predicted model, not a curated record. Bases 280 to 585 code for a protein of 101 amino acids.